GUGUCUAGACACACACGUGACCGGGCGCGUCAAUGCGCACUGGAGAGACUGAGACUAGAGAGACUGGAGACGGAGACGGAGAGAGCAAGGGCACCCACAACCAAAACCAUCCGCCUCGUUUACAGACACAGAGAGAGAGCCUGCUGCUGACCAACCUACACAGCACGUCGACGGCUCGCUUUUCUUGCUUCUACAGACACAGAAACUUCGUGUGAGAUACGAGCUUUUGGAUUAUUGAAUCUUUUUAAAGGAUUCGUCUCCGAGGCUCGUCGGUGCGAGGACGGAUCACCAACCCGAGGGACUCUCUAUAGCUUUUCUCCCAGAGCUUUCAACCCGGCUGAGAGGGAACCAGACCUGGAUCUGAUCCCCGGCUCUCAGCAGACCACAUCCUCUGCAGACCAGACGCAUAUUUAGACGAUAACGGAUAAAAGAAGAAGAAGCCCGCUGGAGAGACUCCUCUCCUCUCCUCUCCUCUCCUCUACUCUCCUCUACUCUGCGCAGUCGGAUCAAGGAUUUUGUGGAUUAAUGCUCUUGAAGACACGGUCGGUUUUUCAUGGGAUAAUUGUGACACCGUUUGGGCUCAAUUAGGCCCCAGUUUGUCUCAUUUCAAUCCACAGCCAAUGCGCACAAACAGAAAGAUGUUCUGACAUUAUUUUGAUGCUGAGAGAAUCGGAUCGCAGAGUGUUUUUAAAGUGAAGCACAUUCAUGCCUCCGUGUUUGAGCAGAGCUGUAUUAUACUGCUAGAUUCAUCUCUAUAGGCUGGUGUUAACCGCCUGGAGGAGGUGAUGGUUGUUUCUCCUCGGAGGAAGAGCUGACUGUCCCGGGAUCCUCGGCUGCUGCUCUCCGGUGAUCUCUCCGGUGAUCUCUCCGGUGCUCCAGUGUGCGGCAGAAGGCGACAGAGACUGGCGGAUGCUCCAGAUCUCCUCUGCUUCUCCUCCGGAUCCCAGUUUCUCCACCGUCUUCUGUGUUUCUCUUCAGGCUGCUCGUCACUGCCUGGAUUCGGACCCCGGAAUCUUCAUGAUUUGCGGACACCAUGCUCGUUUUUUAGCCGGGGAACCCUCUUUUCGUCCCGCAUGUUUAGGACCAAACGAUCGGGGCUCGUCCGGCGACUCUGGAGGAGCCGUGCGCCCGCGGAGGGCGACGGGGAGGCGGAUAGAGGGUCGCAUGGCUCCGGGGGCUGCUGCAUGGGCAAAACCACGAAGGUGGCCAAGUCCAGCGCCGGGUCCGAGGCGGAACUGAAGGCGUUGACCCACAACAUACUGAAGAAGGUCAAAGAAAAACAAUUAGAGGUGCUUCUGCAGGCGGUGGAGUCCAAGGGGGGCGCCCGGAGCCCCUGCUUGCUCCUGCCCGGCAGACUGGACGCCUUGGUGGGUCAACAGUCUUACUCUCUGCCCAUGCUGCUCUACAAGGUGUUCCGGUGGCCGGACCUCAGGCAUUCCUCGGAGCUCAAGAGGCUGUCUUGCUGUGAAUCCUACGGGAAAACCAACCCGGAGCUCGUCUGCUGCAACCCGCACCACAUGAGCAGACUGUGUGAACUCGAGUCUCCUCCUCCUCCAUAUUCGCGCUAUCCCAUGGACUAUCUUAAACCACCAGAUUCUCCAGACUCUGGACCUUCAUCCAGUGAUACUGGGGGAACGACAUACUCAGCCCCUGUGGGGCUUUCAGAUUCCCUGGCAUUGCAGGAGUCUGGCGAUAGGGCCCAUUGGUGCGUGGUGGCAUACUGGGAGGAGAAGACACGUGUCGGGCGCCUCUACUCAGUCCAGGAGCCCUCUCUGGACAUCUUCUACGAUCUACCUCAGGGGAACGGCUUCUGCCUGGGCCAGCUCUGCUCCGACAACAAGUCCCAGCUGGUGCAGAUGGUGCGGGCCAAGAUUGGCUAUGGCAUCCAGCUGACGCGUGAGCCGGACGGGGUGUGGGUCUACAACCGCAGCUGCUACCCCAUCUUCAUUAAGUCGGCCACACUGGACAACCCGGACUCGCGCACGCUGCUGGUGCACAAGGUGUUCCCCGGUUUCUCCAUCAAAGCUUUUGACUAUGACAAAGCCGGCAGCCUGCAGAGGCCGAACGACCACGAGUUCACGCAGCAGCCUCGCACGGGCUUCACGGUGCAGAUAAGCUUUGUGAAAGGUUGGGGACAGUGCUACACGAGACAGUUCAUCAGUAGCUGCCCGUGCUGGUUGGAAGUCAUCUUCAACACCCGAUAGCAGCAGCUUUCCUCUUCUUCACCCUCCUCGCCCCUCACAAACAGACUACACCCACUUUUCCUUUUUUUUUUGUUGUUCCAGAGGUUCAAACAGAGAAAAAAAAGUUUUAAAAGAAGAAGAAGAAGAAGAAGAAGAAAGUACAAAAUUCUGACGGACUUUGUUUAAUAAAUGACUAAGAUUUAAUUAAAUGAAAUAAGAAGCGAAAAAUGUAUUUUAUGUUAUAUAUAAAUAUAUUAUUAAUUGUAAAUAUGAAGACGUUUUAUAUGCAUCAUUAUUUAUGUAUUGUGCAAUGUGUUGAUGAGAAAAAGAAAAUAAGAUGCACUUUGCUUAAUAUAAAUGCAAAACAAAGAAAUGCCAAAAUAAAAAAAAAAA
Molecule: messenger RNA, 2576 nt
Organism: Sebastes umbrosus (honeycomb rockfish)
Lineage: Eukaryota; Metazoa; Chordata; Actinopteri; Perciformes; Sebastidae
Gene: smad7
Product: SMAD family member 7
Exons: 4
Coding region: 1074-2204 (376 amino acids)
Biological process (GO): anatomical structure morphogenesis; SMAD protein signal transduction; cell differentiation
Cellular component (GO): heteromeric SMAD protein complex
Molecular function (GO): transcription regulator inhibitor activity; I-SMAD binding
Source: RefSeq, a predicted model, not a curated record